Molecule: messenger RNA, 1129 nt
Organism: Eucalyptus grandis
Lineage: Eukaryota; Viridiplantae; Streptophyta; Magnoliopsida; Myrtales; Myrtaceae
Product: disease resistance protein RUN1
Exons: 3
Coding region: 194-1102 (302 amino acids)
Biological process (GO): defense response
Molecular function (GO): ADP binding
Source: RefSeq, a predicted model, not a curated record
UAAAAGUGUCCAAUGUGGAUGAAGGUAAUAAUCUAAUACAACGUAGACUUGGUCGCAAAAAGUUCUCCUCAUCAUUGAUGAUGUGGAUGCAUUGUGCCAGUUGGAUGCUUUAGCAGGAACAGGCGACUGGUUUGGUAAUGGAAGUAGGAUUAUCAUUACUACAAGAGAUAAACAAUUGCUAACUUGUCACCGGAUGGAUCAACAUCAUGUAUAUAAAGUUGAGGCACUGAGUAACAGUCAAGCUCAUGAGCUGCUUAGUAAGCAUGCUUUUCAAACACACCAAAUUAGAACAGAUCUAGUGGAUGGUGCUCUGAAAUAUGCUAAAGGCCUUCCUUUAGCACUUGAAGUGCUGGGUUCCUUAUUAUGUGGUACAACAGAAAAUGUAUGGGAAAGUACAAUAAAAAAACUUUCUAGGAAUCCUGACAAAGCCAUUAAUAAUGUGCUCAAAGUGAGUUUUGAUGGAUUAGAUGAAAAUGAGAAAGAGAUCUUUCUCCACAUUGCCUGCUUCUUUAAGGGGUGGGCAACAGAGCAUACAAAGAAAGUUCUUGAUAGUUGCGAUCUUGAGACAAUUGUAGGAUUUGAUAUUCUCAUUAAGAGGUCCUUGAUAAGCAUUGAGAAUGGAAUCCUAAAAAUGCAUGACUUGAUUCAAGCAAUGGGUAUGGACAUUGUGAACCAAGAAUGUCGAGAUGUUCCUGGAAGACGCAGCAAACUAUGGUUGUGUGAUGAUGUCGUCGAUGUUCAGUCACGUGACAUGGGAGAUUGUGCUGUAAAAGCCAUAGUGUUGGCACUACCUGAGCCAACAGAGAUGCGUAUCAAUCCCGAUGAUUUUACAAAAUUGAGAAGGCUUAGAUUGCUCAUCUUGCACAACGUGCAUAGUUCCUUUCAUGGUCCUACAUGUCUUCCUAGUGAGCUUAGAUGGUUUGAAUGGUCUGGAUGUGCUCACAAGAUUCCAAAUGCAGCUAAUCCAAAGAAAUUAGUGGGACUUAAUAUGAGUAAAGGCAAUAUCACAGAAGUUCCAAAACAAUUUAAGGUAAGUAUUACUGACAUAGACCUUUUUAUUAUCUACUUAAUUUGUAUAUGUAGAUGCGUAUUUUAUGUAUAGUAUAUGAAAGGAAGUGUUGUUCCUCUA